AUGAGCGGAAGAGCCUUGCGACGCCGUCGCGCAAUUAACCCUCAAAUUUCAACUGCUAGUAACGCGUUAUACGUUGGAUAUGUCGAGGAUGACGAGUCUGUUGAGGCCAUAAUGAAAAAGUUUGAAGAACUCGAGCGAAUUCAAGAAGAAAUUGCCGCCACGAAACCAGAAGAACCCGUCGGAAAUGUGCUUGAAGAAAUUGCGUCAAGCAGUCAAAUACAUGAAUCAAAGGCACUGACAGAAGAACAACUAAUUGAGGUUUUUAAAAGAACGUCGAGUUUUACUGUCAAAUCCGCGACAUUUGCUCCAAACAUUGACGAUGUGCAAGAUUUGGAGUAUUGGCGUAUUGAAAUGGAGGAUGGUAACACUGCCGAAUUUGAGGAAGAAGAUGAUUAUUUGGCUGUGGACGAUGAUUUCUGGGACGAAGAGUUUGGUAAUAAGAAGAAACGCGCCCGAAAGAAUGAAAAGUCAUCUUCGGAACGUCGCAGACGCUGUCUAGACCGAGAAAGCAUAAUACAGCGAUAUAAAUUGAUGCAAGUCGAGGAUAGAAAUGGCAACUUCUUUAUGGUCAAAAAGAAAGUCAGUAAUAUCGAUCCCAGUUUACCUACAUACGUAAGAAUUCCUUCAUUACCCAUACCACGUUCAUGGGCACACUCAAUAAGAAAGAAUCUAAAUGUAGUUCACGAAGAAAAUACUUCAAGGUAUUUAGAAAAAGAUGUCUUAUCAAUGGAUCUCACAACGCUUGGAAAAAAUUUCCAGGCUGUUUACAUAGAUCCACCACUCCUACUUCCUGAAGAAUCUCCGUCCCCGGGAAAAAUUACUAUGAAUGAAUUAAGACAACUCGAAAUACCAAAGAUUCUUCUCAAAGGAUUUCUCUUUAUCUGGGCAGAGAAAGAAUACUUACCAGAUAUUCUUCAAAUGGCGGAAAGUUGGAAUUUUCGAUACGUAGAGAACUUUUGUUGGAUCAAGAAAAACAUUAAUAAUCAAUUCGCAAAAUUACCAUCGCGAUAUUUUAAUAAAUCAAAGUUAUCGUUGCUUGUAUUUCGAAAGGAAGGAGAUAUUGAAAUACGUCAUCAAAGAAAUCCGGAUUGUGUUUUCGACUUUAUAAAACCAUGUUCUGAAGGGAUGUUAACGGAGCAGAAACCACCAAUUAUUUAUGAUGUUAUAGAAACUAUGCUUCCAGGAGCAGUAUACAGCGAUCAAAACAAGAAACCUGAUAGAUUACUCGAACUUUGGGGAAAAAAAGGAAGUAGACGAAAAGGCUGGACAACAGUAGUUCAAGUGAUUUGA
Ambispora leptoticha is the source of this 1290-nucleotide messenger RNA. Lineage: Eukaryota; Fungi; Glomeromycota; Glomeromycetes; Archaeosporales; Ambisporaceae. The record is from the annotation of a GenBank genome assembly.